Molecule: messenger RNA, 2993 nt
Organism: Peromyscus californicus insignis
Lineage: Eukaryota; Metazoa; Chordata; Mammalia; Rodentia; Cricetidae
Product: zinc finger protein 14-like
Exons: 4
Coding region: 111-1661 (516 amino acids)
Biological process (GO): regulation of transcription by RNA polymerase II
Cellular component (GO): nucleus
Molecular function (GO): RNA polymerase II cis-regulatory region sequence-specific DNA binding; copper ion binding; DNA-binding transcription factor activity, RNA polymerase II-specific
Source: RefSeq, a predicted model, not a curated record
CCUCCAGUCCUGUCCCUCCCCUGUGAAGCGGCUUCAUCCCAGUCCUCUCAGCGUGAGUCCGAGCCUCGAACUUGAGCCUCUGCAAAAAUUGCAGCGUUGGCGGGUUAGUGAUGCUGAAUCCAAACUGCUGUGAGCGGUCGUGGAUGGAGUCAGUGACCUUUGAUGAUGUGGCUGUGAACUUCACCCUAGGAGAGUGGGCUUUAUUGGAUUCUAGUCAAAAGAAGCUCUACAGAGAUGUGAUGACAGAAACCUUUAUGAACCUGAUCUCCAUAGGUAAAACAAAGGAAAAAGAAAAUAUUGAAGACAACUACCAAAAUCUCGGGAAAAAUGUGAGAACUCAGGUGGUUGAGAGAAACUGUGACUAUGGAGAUGGUGGUCAGUGUGGAGAAACCCAGCACCAGAUUCCAGAGCAUAUUGUUCAAAGAGACAUGCUUCCUGAAGUAACAAUAUAUAAAAAUGGUGUGCUUGCAAGAGACAUCAUUGUUCAUUCAUCCUCACAUGUACACCCCAGCUAUGAAAUUACAGAGAAACCCUAUGGGUCUCAGGAACAAGUGGAGAAAACUUUUACACAUGAGAAAUGUUGGAAAGAUUUGACUUAUUCUGAGUCCUUUCAGGCAAAUCAAAGUCUUCCUAGAGAGACAGCCUAUCAAAAUAAGCAAUCUAAUGAAGUCUGUAGGAGUCUCAAUUCUGAUCAGUGUUGUGAGAGAAUUCACACUGGAGAUAAACUCCAUGAAUGGAAGCAAGUUGAGAAAGCCUUCUGGAGGUACAGUUAUGGUCAAAUAUAUGAAAAAAUCACCAUUGGAGAGAAACCGUUUAUGUGUCAACAGUAUGACAAAGCCUUGGUUAAUUCCAGUCAGCUUAUUAAACAUGAAAUAAUUCACCCUGAAGAGAAGUGUUAUACAUGUAAGCAGUGUGGGAAAGCAUUCAGAUAUUCCUCAUCCCUCCAGAACCAUGAAAGAAUUCAUAGCGGGGAGAGGCCGUAUGUAUGUAAGCAAUGUGGAAAAGCCUUCAUUCGUUCCUAUGACCUUCUCAUCCAUGAAAGAAUUCACAGUGGAGAAAAACCUUAUACUUGUGAGCAUUGUGGAAAAUCUUUCACUCAUUAUAGUGGCUGGUACAGUCAUGAAAGGAUUCACACUAGAGAGAAACCUUAUGUUUGCACACAGUGUGGGAAAGCGUUUUCAUGUUCUACAUCAUUUCGGAGGCAUGAAAGAAUUCACACUGGCGAGAAACCAUAUAUAUGUAAGCAUUGUGGAAAAGCCUUUACCCAUUCAAGUGCUCGUUACAUUCAUGAGAGAAUUCACACCGGAGAGAAACCCUAUGUUUGCAAGCACUGUGGAAAAGCAUUUCUUCGUGCUAGUCAUCUUAACAACCAUGAAAGAAUUCACACUGGGGAGAAACCCUAUGUUUGUAAGCAUUGUGGGAAAGCCUUCAUCCAACGUGAUGCUUGUUAUAAUCAUGAAAGAAUUCACACUGGAGAGAAACCAUAUGUAUGUAAGGAAUGUGGUAAAGCAUUUAGGAUUUCCACAUCCCUUCGUGACCAUGAAAGAAUUCAUACUGGAGAAAAACCUUAUGUCUGUAAUUAUUGUGGGAAAGCAUUUAGGGUUUCCACAUGCCUUCACAAACAUGAAAGAGCUCACGUGGAAAAGAAACCCAGUGGAUAGGACUUAAAACCAUAUACAUCAUGUGGAAUUGUCUUUGGUCAACUUGCUGUUAUUGUGGGGUAUGAAAAAAAAUGGUGUGGAGGGCCAGUGAGAUGGCUCAGGGGUAAAAGCACUUGCCACUAAGCUUGAUAAACUGAGUUGGGUUCUCAGAACCCAUGUGAAGAGAGAGAACUGAGUCCUCAAAGUUUUCCUCUGACUUGCACAUAUGUGCCAUCAUUUGCAUACACAAUCUCCCACACAUGUAUCAAUAAAGGGGAUAUUUUAAAAUACCUUUUUUUUUAAGACAGGAUUUCUCUCUGUAGCCCUGGCUAUCCUGUAACUUGCUGUAUAGACCAGGCUGGCCUCAGACUUGGAGAUCCACCUGCCUCUUCCUCCUGAGUACUGGAAUUAAAGGUAUGCACCACCACAGCCUAGCUUUAAAAUACAUUUUCACGAUUUUUUAAAAUUUUUAAUUAUGUGUAGGUGUGUGGGUAUGUGCAUGUGAGGGUUAGUGUGUACAGAGGCCAGAGGUGUCAGAUUCCCUUGGAGCUGGAGUGACAGGUGGUUGUGAGUGACUACCUGGUGUGAGUGCUGGAAAUCCCAUAAGUAUAAUAUUUUUAUAAAAGUCUGGAAAAAGCUGGAAUAGGAGGCCUGACAACGUGUAAAUUCAGACAUGUCCAAAAUGUGACAUUGGAUGAAAACCAUUUCUGUCAAAUGUGCUAAGGCACAUUUUUUUUAUACUAUGUUUUACAUAGAUUACAAUUUAUGAAGAUUACAUUUUUGUAGGUGUAUGUACUUGCGUGUACACAUGCUAGAGUGCACAUGUGGAAGUGGACAGCUUUCAGGAGUCUCUUCUGCUGUUCCCACUAUGUAGGUCCUAAGAAGGAACUCAGGUCGUCUGAGUUCAAAACAAGUACCUUAACCUGUGAACAGUCUUGCUGGCCCUGGUGCAUGUCUUUUACUCACUAGGGAAGUAGAGGCUAGAGAGUUACAACAUCGAAUACAGUUAGGAACACUUUCCAACUGAAUGAAAAGUUCAGCACUAAAAGUAUAAGCUGUAUGUUGUCUCAAAUAAAGUGAAAGGGAAUUUUCUUCUGUAUGUUGUAAAAGUAAGAAAUUUGAACACUCUGAGCAAUUGUAUUCUUUUGAAAGUGUGAUUUUGUGGAAUUUGUGGAAAAUGUUGACAUGAUUUUGCCUGUCAUCUAUCUUUGGAAAAACUGAGGCUGUCAAAAUAUUGUCUUGAAGAACAACAAUAGCAACAGUAUAAACUAUAUGUAUUGAUGUCUUUUAGUUUGAUAAAUCAAGUUUUGUAUUGAAAUAAGAUCUUUGCGUGAAAAAAGAUGUUUAAACAUG